Molecule: messenger RNA, 1983 nt
Organism: Yamadazyma jaroonii
Lineage: Eukaryota; Fungi; Ascomycota; Pichiomycetes; Serinales; Debaryomycetaceae
Source: the annotation of a GenBank genome assembly
AUGGAUUCAAAAGAUAUUAUUGCAGCUUUUGGGCCAUCCGAGUCAUUAAAUGAUGAAGUUAUUGAGAAGAUUAAUACAUUGAAGCAGAUAUUUCAACUUUCUACGGACGAUAUUUUUGUUCGUUGGGAAACUUAUAAUGUUAAUGAAGUUCAAAAUGAUCUUGAUUUAAACACUGUUAAUUUGGAAGGGUUCCAACAAUACUUACAAAGAGAAUUAUCAAACCAAACUAGGGCUACUCCGUCUAUCAAGAAGGCAAAAGAUUUCGGUUCAAUCAAGAGGAAACCUCUUUUACCAAUCAAUUCAUCUAGUCCUAUCGAGACCCCAAAUAAAUUCAGAAAAUUAGGCGAAACUCCUUUCAAGACUCCAAAUACUCAUUUAAAGUUAGAUUCUUCACCUGGAGAUAAUUUCCACACUGCCAAUAACACUUUCCAGAGAUCUCCAGUCAAUAAUUUAUCCAGCUCACCUACAAAACCAGAUUCAAAUUCAGUUAUCGAAACCUUGAAUGCUCAUAUUGACGAAAUUUCUAAUGAUUAUGAAACUGAUUUCAAAUUCAAAAUUGCUACCAAUUUUGAUGCUGCCAAAUAUAAAUUCCGUACCAUGUCAAUGAAAUUACUUGAAAGUGCUGAUGUUUUGGAUGAACAAAUUGAUACUAUGGCUUCUUUAUACCAGGAAGUUCAUAAAGACACUCAAUUUGGAAAUCCUUGUUUAUCAUCUCAAUUUCAAAUUACAUGUUGUGGAAGAAUUGUUCCUGAUUCUGCCUUGUAUGACAAAUUGUUCAAUCAAGAUUUGAAUGCUACUUCUUUAUAUUUGGAGACUUCAAGAUUAUCGGGUAUUGGUCAAAGAGUACCUUUGGACUUGACAAAUGUCAAAGAAUAUAGUUUGUUUCCUGGUCAAAUCGUAUGUUUAGAAGGAAAGAAUCCUACCGGUCGUGGUUUCAUUGUGGAUAAGAUUUUGGAAUUACCUGAACUUGGUGCACCAGUUACUCCAAUUGAAGAAAUAAAAGAAAUAAGUGAAGGGUUCAAAGGUACUGAUGGUUUGAAAUUUGUCAUUGCAUGUGGUCCGUUCUCCAAUUCAAGUAAUUUGAACUACAAUAAGUUCGAACAAUUCAUCAAUAGAAUUAACAAUGAAAUCAAACCAGAUUUGGUGAUUUUAUGUGGUCCUUUCGUUGACUUAAACAAUAAAUCCGUGGUUGAUGGAGAAAUCGAAUUACCUCAAGAAAAAGUUCAACCAGUUAAUUUGGACGAAGUUUUUAAGAAGACAAUUACGCCUAUAUUGAAAAAAUUGAACCCUAAGAUUCAAGCCAUUUUAAUACCUUCUUUGAGGGAUGCCACCGUAAAACAUUGUUCCUAUCCUCAAGACUCAUUCGAUAGAAAAGCACUUGGUUUACCAAAAAACGUCAAGGUCUUCCCCAAUCCAAAUGGGUUCUCUAUCAAUGAAAUAGUCUUCGGAUGUUCGAAUUUGGAUGUUUUUAAGGAUUUGAAAGACGUUUCCAAGAUCGAUUCUUCAAGUAAAAUUUUAUCUAAUAGAUUCGAAAGAAUAAUAAAUCAUAUUUUCGACCAAAGACGGUAUUAUCCAAUAUUUCCUGGUUCCGUUAUAAGGAGACCAUGUAACGAUAAGAAGGUGGUAGAAUCAUUGGAUGGUAUAAUGGCUGAAGAACUUUCUGAAACCAAGAUCGGUGGAUCAUCAUUGGAAGUCAGUUAUAUGGGAUUGGCCGAAUUGGGUGAUUCCUUACCUGAUGUGCUCAUAUCACCAUCAGAGUUGAAGUAUUUUGCAAAAGUAGUUAAAAAUGUCAUAGUAAUCAAUCCAGGUUCAUUCAUCAGACCUUAUAAAGAUGAUACUAAACAAGAAGGUACUUAUGUUGUGAUGAAUACCAGGGUCCCAGACUUAGAAGAUUCAGAUAACGUUGAGGCCAUUAAUGAUGAUCUGAACUUGUACUAUCAUAAUGUAUUCAAACGUUCCAGAAUAGAUAUUUAUAAGAGUUAA